This is a messenger RNA of Pleurotus ostreatus (oyster mushroom), 2778 nucleotides long. It is a transcript of the gene HIR1, whose product is annotated as HIR complex subunit. Lineage: Eukaryota; Fungi; Basidiomycota; Agaricomycetes; Agaricales; Pleurotaceae. Bases 1 to 2778 code for a protein of 925 amino acids. Gene Ontology annotation, biological process: DNA-templated transcription; regulation of DNA-templated transcription; chromatin remodeling. Gene Ontology annotation, molecular function: protein binding; nucleosome binding. Gene Ontology annotation, cellular component: HIR complex; nucleus. The record is from RefSeq and is a predicted model, not a curated record. The transcript has 11 exons.
AUGCACUUCACAAAGCCAGCCUGGGUGGCACACACCGACUCUUCAGCAAAGGACGAUCGCACAGCAAAACGACUAUCCAUUUUCUCCGUAGAUGUCCACCCCGACGGUUCUCGAAUCGCGACGGGCGGCCUUGACGCCAAAGUACGCAUAUGGAGUACAAAACCAAUACUGAAUUCCGCGUCAGAACAUUCCAACAAACCUCCGAAGUCACUUUGCACCUUAACGAUGCAUACGGGGCCUGUGCUGGUAGUUAGGUGGGCUCAUUCAGGUAGAUGGUUGGCGAGUGGCAGCGACGAUGCGAUUGUCAUGGUAUGGGACCUCGAUCCCGCAGCUAAAAGCAAAGUCUGGGGCUCAGAUGAAGUCAACGUUGAGGGCUGGAAACCACUUAAACGCCUGCCUGGACACGAGAGUGAUAUCACUGAUAUCGCUUGGUCACCGGGGGAUAGAUAUCUAGCCUCCGUCGGCCUUGACUCGAUGGUGUUUAUAUGGUGCGGCUAUACUUUGGAACGCUUGCACAAACUCGAUCAGCAUCAAGGCUUCGUGAAAGGCGUCUGCUGGGAUCCAGUAGGGGAGUUCCUUGCGACGCAAUCCGACGACCGGUCGGUCAAGAUCUGGCGUACCGGCGAUUGGGGGUUGGAAGCCGAGGUCACUAAGCCAUUUGAGGAUUCGCCUGGUAGCACCUUCUUCCGACGCCUCAGUUGGUCCCCUGACGGCGCUCACAUUACUGCGUCCAACGCUACGAACAACAAGGGUUUCGUAUUCAUCGCUGCUGUUAUCACUCGUAAUUCAUGGACAUCGGAGAUCAGUCUCGUCGGCCACGAGAAUACCAUUGAGGUCGCAGCUUAUAACCCACAUAUCUUCUUACGGAAUCCCGGCGCAUCAGUGACAACGUCCAACAUAUGUUCUGUUGUGGCUCUUGGUGCCGAUGAUCGAUCCGUCUCCAUCUGGCAAACUAAAUCAGCUCGUCCUUUGAUCGUCGCCAAAGAAGUCUUCGAAAGACAGAUAAUGGACCUCAGCUGGUCCCGCGAUGGCCUCACUCUUUAUGCAGCUUCAUCAGACGGCACACUCGCUGUAUUCAACUUCGACGAGGAUGAACUAGAAGGUAUCGCUCCUCUCUCCGUUCAAGAGAAGUACCUACAGAAAUUUGGCUUUUCAUUACCUCCCCUACCUGAGGGAUUUUCCCACUCUGUACCAGCUCGAGACGCGAUGCAGAUUACACCGCCUGCUUCACCGUCGUCAAAGGCCAGCCAGCCACCCUCCGACUUUGGGCACAGUGCCAACGGCACUGGGGAACGCGUUAACGUGCUAGUUGCGAAGCGAAGCAACAAGGGCAAAAGGCGUGCUCCACUCAAUCAAGCAGACAUUCCAUCAGCAUCAACUGCUGGCCCCUCGUCGAGUGCGAAGGCUACUGCGCCACCGUCUCGAACGUUCUCCAACAGAAAUUGGUCAUCUGAGACCAAAGAGUCGAUAUCCCACGCUCCUUCAUCGAAGUCGGCCCAUUUCCCUGCGCCGGAGGGCCAGCCCUUCAAUGUACCAGAAAAUUGGACACGACCCAACGAUAUGGACGUCGAUGUUCCCAUCGAUUCGUUGGACACGUCGUCAACUCGUGGAAAACGCAAGGCCGUUAUCGAUCUCACCGAUGACUCAAGGCCUGCAAAGAUGCGCACCCUUGGUGGCGACACCCCUCGAACGUCCGUUGCGGUUCGUGAGUUGGGCAGCAGUAGUGUCACAACAAACGGCUUCCACCAUCACCACGAGUUUCAAGCGGCGCCUCUCCUCCCCUCUCCUCCUUUGCUCACAUUCCUAAGCUCGAAGGUAGAGGGGACUGAGGACGUAUUCGAAGCACGUAAUUUCGAGGGUUCUGAUCCCACCGAAGUUGCGUUUGUGAACGGUAAAGCUACACACUGGUUAGACUACGUACCAGCACCUGUGCUGCAGGUCAAGGCUACGAGUUUGUUCUGUGCAGCCGCUCUGCAAGAUGGAUCAGUCCAUGUCUAUUCUGCAACUGGUCGAAGGUUGAUGCCCGCUAUGACACUGGGUGCCCCUUGUUACAAAAUGGAUGCAAACAAAUCCGCACUCCUCGUUCUCACUACUAUCGGAAAUCUCUACGUUUGGAACAUAAAAAAGCAAUCUGCCUUCUUCCCUUCCGUUUCAGUCCGUCCUUUGCUUGCUUCGCCCAAUAACACGAUAACAGCGGCCAUUGUCCGAUCCAAUGGCGCGCCGAUCAUCAUUUGCUCGUCUGCGGUGUACACCUACGAUUCUUCGCUAUUAACUUGGGUCAUUCUUGGCGACCGAUGGUGGUCAGAAGGUUCAGAUGCGUGGCAAGGUCGCCAACGCGGUAAUGCAUCAUCUGGAAGCCGUGGCAUUCUGUCCACCAUUGAGAGCACUAUUGGUGGAGGCGAUGAAACUGCUGCAGAGGUGCCACGACCGCAGUGGUGGAGCACGGCUCUGACUCUCGGACAUAUGGAGACGCGGUUACAUGCCGCAAGACUGCUAGAUAGUCAGCCAGAGUAUAAGCAAUCGCUCUUAGUGUACGCAAAGAAGAUCGCGGACGAGGGCUUCAGAGCCAAGGCAGAGGAAUUAGUCAAGGAACUCUUUGGCCCGAUAUUCUGGCGGCCUGGUCGUGACGAUUCAUGGACACCGACCAUUCUCGGUAUGGCCAAGCGUGACCUUCUGAAAGAUGUCCUUUCGAUCUUUGCACGAAGUAAGACUUUGACUAAAUUGGCCCUGGAUUGGCAAGACACGCUGAAGAAGGCUGCUAACGAGGAGCAGCCUUGA